GAAUAUAAUCUCUCGCAUCAUCUGCGAGAGCUACUGGAGAGAACCGACUCUGUCCAAAAUCUUCCAGCUGAGUAGCUGAGCCUUUAAACAAGAACUAAAAUGGAACGGGGCUCUCGGCGCUAGUCGUACACUGGCAAGCAGAUUACGAAGAUUGAGCGCGCACACAGUGCGUAAUCGCUGCAGCGGUGGAAUCGUCUCAGCAGAUGCGACUCGCAGCAGGGCAGCCCGUUCCAGCGGCCGUCUCGGCCGGCCGUCCGGUCCAUUCAAUGCCCCCCGAGUGCGUCGAGCUCCGGAACGGCGUGCGGAUGCCGAUCUUGGGGCUGGGCACCUCGCAUAGCGGUGGCUACAGCCACUCUACCGUGGUGUACGCCUUGCAGGAGUGCGGCUACCGCCUCAUCGACACGGCAAAGCGCUAUGGCUGCGAGGAGUUUCUGCGCCAGGCCAUCAGGGAAUCUGGCGUCGCGCGCGAAGACCUUUUCCUGAUUACCAAGUUGUGGCCCCGUGACUACGGAAGCCUGACGACGCGCCAGGCCUUUGAGGGUUCCCUGCAGAGGCUUGGGGUGGACUACCUGGACAUGUUCAUGAUGCAUUGGCCGGAGUGUCCAUCGUCGUGCCCCGACCGCCAGAAGGUGCUGGACACCACUUGGCGCCAGCUCGAGCUUUUGUACGACGAAGGCCUCUGUCGUGCCAUUGGAGUGAGCAACUACGAGGUGGCUGACCUGGAGUCCCUGCUGGAGUCGUGCAGCGUGGUGCCCCACGCCAACCAGGUGGAGUGCCACCCGUACCACUUUCCCCAGGACCUGCUGGCAUUCUGCGACCAGCACGGGAUACAGUUCCAGGGCUACUCCCCGCUGGGUAAAGGGAAGCUGAUCCGGGAUCCGGAGGUGCUCAGGGUUGCCCACAGCUGCGGGCGCACUCCGGCACAGGUGCUGGUGCGCUGGUCCAUCCAGAACAACGUUGUUGCCAUUCCAAAGUCCACCAAGAAGUACAGGGUCAAGGAGAACUCUCAAGUUUUCGACUUCAAGCUCUCUGCGGAAGACAUGGAAUCCCUGAAUAGGCUCCACAGGGACCUCAAGUAUGUGCAGCGGUGCGGCAUUCAGCAGAAGAUAGACUCUGACCUCCCGGACGGCUACAAGCUGCAGCUGCCCAAUGCACACGACCAGCGCCUCAGUGUCCGUAACUACAGCUGAUGACGGACCGUCCUAGACGGUCCGUCAUGAGCUCUAGUUAUCUCGGUCUAGUUCAAAUGUCUCCCUCUUCCGAGCGUUUUUCUGUCGUAGAACCGGUUGCACGAAUGCUUACGCAGACAGCGGUCUCUAACUUGCCACAAAGUCGCCUUUACGGUGUAGCAUUUAGGGUGUCGCAUUUUAUUAACUAACAAUUCUGCCAUACAGAGUUCAAAUAGGCUUAACCGGCAAUGGAGGUUUGUGUAGCUGCCACGAAAUGCUAAGACUAGGAUAACUUAACAUCCUUCUAUUUGGGGUGUUGACAUUCUUUGUAGUACCCGAUGCCGACAGCACGUGCUCGCAGGGAAGAUGCGAAGAAAUAGCCGGAAACAAAAUGUCCUCGUAGCAUAGUCAAUGCCAAAAGCUCGUGCCAGGAGAUGCUGUUUGAUGCACUUCAAAGCAAAAAAAAAAAAAAAAAAAGCAUUCAGAGCAAAAUGGUGUUUCCAGACGGGGGUGGGCCAGUGUAUCAGAUAUUUGAGAAGUCCCUCCCCCUCCCCUUUUUCCCGCCCCAAAAUUUUACACAUGCUGAAUUUAAGGGGGGGGGGGGGGGGGGGGUCAGGGCAUUUGCACUUCCCUUCUGGAUCCGCCACUGGUCACCACCUUAAGCAAAGUGUACAUGAAGGUACCCUAACUAAGAGUAUUUUGCUUUAGACUCCAUUUAUGGCAGAAAUGUUCAAUGAUAACAAUUGAGAUAAGGCUCCAGGUUUAGAUUUUGUUUUUGGGGAAACCCAGGGGGGUCUUUUUGGACUUUACUUUUCGUAGCAAGUUUGGCAUUUGUGCGAGUUUACUGCUGUUAAAUAUUGAAAAUUAAAAACAAAAACGUCCCCUAUCAAAGAUUAUUUUUGCUAUAAAUAUUUCCAGUUCUCCAAAUUUACAAAUAAAAAAAGAAAUAUUGUUGACACAUAAACAUACACAAAAAAGUGAUAUUUUUAUUGUAGCUGCUGGAUAUGGCUUCCACUGUUCAACCCAUCAAUCCGUGCUUGAUUUUGCCUUUAAACUGCUAGCAGGCCUGCUGAAGGGUAAACACACUUGGCGUAACAAUACAAACGAAAGAGAAAAGCUAACGACAGCAUUAUCUACCAGGUGCUUAUCAGUGGAGCACUUUUCGUAAACGUUUUAAAAGCAGCGAAAAGAUUGAUGUCAAUUUUAUUUAACUUGUCACACAUAAGGUCCAUCAGAGUCAAUGGAGUGUCAGAUUGUAGGUUAGAUGGAACAGAAUCAUACUUGCUAGAAGGGGAGAGUCAAUAACAGUUCUGAGCACCUCGUACGAGAACACCAUAUUGCACGCUGAUCGUUCCCAGAAAAACACAAUAUGAAAAAUUUUAGCCACACGAUUAAAAUCAACUCUUAGUCUGAUAUGGUGAUUGGCUGAACAUUGUUGCACAGAUUCUAAGCUGAGCAUUUGACUUACACCUAGGGAAUUCCAUGCAGCCAAAGGACAUUCCAUUCUCUGUAAAUUUUACGAGCGAAAUAGGUGAAGCACUAUGCACAGGAAUAAAUGUGCGAGCUUUGAGUAUUAUAUGACAUUAUGCCUAGUAAACAUAGAGAAUCUUGGAAACAUAGAGAAUCUUGGCUAACUUGACAAACGGGAGCACCGAAAUUCGGGCAUAAAUCAAACAAGUCACAAAGGAAGACCUUAAUAUGUUGGAGCCAUCGAAUCCAUGCAGCCUUGUACGGAAAAGAAAUUACCUUGGUUUUUUAGGGAUUUAAAGGCGUACAUUUGCACGACACUACCAAAGGCGAAUAGCAUCAGUGUCGCAAUGCCACAGCUUGCAGUCGUGCAAAUACUGCGAUAAUGUUUUGUGUCAUCGUGAAAUUGGAGCAUUUCUCGGCUGGUGACGCUAGAUGCAAGGUCAUUGACAAAAAGAUUAAAAAUCACCGGCACAACUUUUGUGUCACUCUGGAUUUUAAAAGGAAAGGACACCAUAUUCAAGCAGUUACUGAGGUAGCUGGCAAAGGAAUUGCAAAAGCCCAAAGACCUAGAUGAGGUAGACUCAUUAGCAGUAGAUUGUGGUUUGUCUCCGAGGCCAAAUGCCUUCUACCAGUCAAAAUAAACUGCAUCAACCUGCCCUCGGGAGCCAACUAAAGGCUUUACAAACUCUAAAGAAGCUUAAAAAAUAAAUUUUUCAAAGAUCUUGGAAAAUGCAGAGAGCAUUGCAAUUGGUCCGCAAUUGUCGAGACGCAAGGCACUUUCACAACUGUGUGCACACUGGCAGAAUCACAGCUAUCUUCCAUGCCAAAAGCAUGGCAGACAUACCUCCUGGGAAAAUGCUAUUUUAGAGCCAUUGCUCUCCAGAAACAAUAUAAAAACCGCCAUGAGAACACCACUUCCUCUUGGUAAGGGACACACAUAGUUAAGUAGCUGGAACAGAGGAUAGUGCAAUCGCAUAUCCAUUAGAUUGACUUCUUUCGUGAGCGUUGUUUUGAACAAACGCUGGAGGUCAGCCCCUUCUGUUAGUCGACCGAGGCUAGAAAGUAGACUGAGGUGGCCUCAGCUCGGGACUGCUGAUCCGACGCUUUACCAAAGCCAAUGUCAAGUAACCCAGUUCUUUUUUUUUUUUUUGUGGUCUUGACAUAAUUUGUAUUGAUUGGAAAUUCUGCUGGCAGGUGUAUGUUUUCAGCUUUAUCCGAAAACUCGAAAUCCUACCUCGAGUACACACAAGCUAAAGGCACCUUGGCAAGUUACACAUCGCUGCAGCCAUCCAGCAGUCGAUGUCAUUUAUUGUGUGUGUAGCAUUCAAGAACUCUGUAGAUUUCCAUUUUCGUGCCAUUUGUGACCUGUCGUUGACCCGUUGAACAAUCGCCUCCACCACAUUUUGUUUCGUAUGCUAAUGACGUCACUGUGAUUUCUUUUUGUUGUAGCGCUACUUAGAAAUGAGCAAUCCUCUACUUUUUUUUUGUUGGUGGAGGCAGUGUUUACCCAUUAUCUGCUAUUUAUUGUCAAGGACACUGAAUCUGUAUUCUACCCAGUUAUGCUACAAAAAGUACCCCCCAUGCAAUAUGUGGAAACUCUUAGCACAGUGCUUUGGUUAUUCACUGUGGGCAUGUUGCAGUCGCUAUUUCGUCUUCUAGAAAGAACCUUCAGUUGCUCCAAAACUUCUUCCUUAGACUUACAUUCCUCGUAACGGUUAACAUUUGCCUGAAAUCUUCUUAAGACUUUAAAUUAAACUGGUCUGUGGUUUCUCUGAUUGCAAAUUCCUUUACUGAUGGUCAUUGCGCAUGCUUUUUUCGUCACUCAUUUCGGAAUGUACCUGAAUUAGCUAUGACUGCUAGUCUUUGCCAGACUUCAUUUUUUAUCCCUCUUGACGUUUACGAAAAGAUAGACUGUGGAUUUCUUAGUAUGUAGCCCUUUUUUUUUUU
Molecule: messenger RNA, 4586 nt
Organism: Ixodes scapularis (black-legged tick)
Lineage: Eukaryota; Metazoa; Arthropoda; Arachnida; Ixodida; Ixodidae
Exons: 8
Coding region: 204-1190 (328 amino acids)
Molecular function (GO): oxidoreductase activity
Source: RefSeq, a predicted model, not a curated record